AUGGUCGAGAGCCAUGCAUCCUCCGAACACGACCCUCUUCCUGUUAAAACGGGACAUCAGAACAACCACACCAAAGUCAGCACAGAGCACAACAAGGAAUGUCUCAUCAACAUCUCUAAGUACAAGUUCUCCCACGUCAUCAGUGGCCUCACAAACAUACUAAAAAAUGUGAACAACAUGCGGAUAUUCGGGGAAGCUGCUGAGAAGAACCUCUACCUCUCCCAGCUGAUUAUCCUGGACACACUGGAGAAGUGCCUGGCAUCGCAAUCAAAGGACUGCCUGCGUCUGGACGAGACCAUGCUGGUGAAGCAGCUGCUGCCAGAGAUCUGUCACUUCAUCCACACGUACCGUGAGGGCCACCAGCACGCUGCUGAGCUCCGUGCCUCCGCCUCAGGGGUCCUCUUCUCCCUCAGCUGCAACAACUUCAACGCUGUUUUCAGCCGCAUCUCCACCAGGUUGCAGGAGCUGACAGUCUGCUCAGAAGACACUGUGGAUGUGCACGAUAUAGAGCUCAUGCAGUACAUCAACGUGGACUGCUCCAAACUUAAAAGACUGCUCCAAGAAACGGUAUUAAAAUUCAAAGCCCUGAAGAAACCUGCCCAACUUGCCGUCAUUAACAGUUUGGAAAAGGCCUUUUGGAACUGGGUAGAGAACUACCCUGAUGAGUUUACCAUGCUCUACCAGAGACCACAGACAGACAUGGCAGAUGCUGCGGAGAGGCUGUUUGACCUGGUGGACAGCUUUGCUGAGAGUGCCAAGAGGAAGGCAGCGGUGUGGCCUCUACAGAUCAUCCUCCUCAUCCUCUGUCCCGAGAUCACACACAUCAUCUCUCGAGAGGUGGUGGAGGAGAGCAAGGCCAACAAGAAGCUGUUCCUGGAGAGCUUGAGGAAGGCUCUAGCAGGCCAGGGGGGCAGCAAGCAACUAACAGAGAGUGCAGCCAUCGCCUGUGUCAAACUGUGCAAGGCCUCCACCUACAUCAACCGGGAGGACCACUCGGGCAUCUUCCUCCUGGUGCAGUCCAUCGUGGUGGACCUCAAGGCCCUGCUCUUCAACCCCACCAAGCCCUUCUCUCGCGGGGCAGGCAGCCAGAACGCAGACGUGGACCUCAUGAUCGACUGCUUCGUCUCCUGUUUCCGUAUCAACCCUCACAACAAUCAGCACUUUAAGGUCUGUUUGGCCUCCGCCUCCCCCUCUACCUUUCACUUUGUCCUGGUCAACUCCCUGCACAGAAUCAUCACCAAUUCUGAUCUGGACUGGUGGCCUAAGAUUGAUGCAGUGUACUGCUACUCUGGAGAGCUGCGACUAAUGUUCUCAGACACUCUGAGCCGAGUGAUGCAAGGCCUUCACACACAUGCCCCACUACGCAUGACGCCGAGUCUGUCAUUUAAAGAGAAAAUGACCACCAGCCUUAAGUUCAAAGAGAAAACCACAGACCUGGAUACACGCAGCUACAAGUGCCUCCUCCUCGCUCUGGUCAAACUCAUCCACGCUGACCCCAAACUCAUGCUGCACAACCCAGGGAAGCAGGCUCAGGAGACUCAGAGCAGCACAGCAGAGCUGAUUGCAGGCCUGGUGCAGCUGGUGCCCUUGGUCAAUACAGCCCAGCUUUCCCAGGAGGCCAUGGAGGCUCUGCUGGUGCUGCACCUGCCUGAGACCAUUGAGCUGUGGAACCCUCAGGCCCCCAUUGAAACCUUCUGGGACAUCAGCUCCCUGGUUCUCUUCCUGAUCUGCAAGAAGCUGAUUGGUCACCAGAUGGUGAACAGUACAGAGGUGUUGAAGUGGCUGAGGGAGAUCCUUAUCUGCAGGAACAAGUUCCUCCUAAAGAACAAGGAGUGUGCCACGCAGGGCAGUGGAAUCCCCAUCUGCAGACAGGCCCAGACCAAACUGGAGGUGUGUCUAUACAUGUUUCUGUGGAGCCCUGACACCGAGGCCGUGCUGGUGGCCAUGUCCUGCUUCAGACACCUGUGUGAGGAGGCUGACAUCCGCUGUUCCGCUGACGAGGUGCUCGUCCAGAACAUCCUGCCCAACUACGCCACCUUCACAGAGUUUGCCUCCGUCAGCAACAUAAUGGCCACCGGACGUUCCACCCUGCAGAAGAGAGUGAUGGCCUUGUUGAGAAGGAUAGAGCACCCCACUGCAGGAAACACUGAGGCAUGGGAGGACACGCAUGCAAAAUGGGAGCAGGACACCAAACAGAUUCUGAACUUUCCCAAAAACAAGGUGGAGGAUGGUCAGGAGUGGAUCAACAUGACAGGCUUCCUGUGUGCUCUGGGUGGGGUGUGUCUGUCCCAGCACAGCAAGCCCUGUGGCCCCACCACCUACAGCCCCCCUAUGGGCCCCAUGAGCGAACGCAAGUACUCUAUGGUCUCUGUGAGUGUCUGUGAGGUCUCCAACGCUGCAGCUGGAGCCUCAGCCACCUGCUCCUCCUCUUCCUCCACUGAAACCCCCCUGGGCAGGUUCCUGGACCGCCUGCUGGUCCUGCUGGUAUGUGGUCAUGAGAGGGUGGGUCUACACGUCCGCACCAACGUCAAGGAGCUGCUGGGGCUGGAGCUCAGCCCGGUCCUGUACCACAUGCUCUUCAACAAGCUAAGGAACAGCAUCGGACGCUUCUUCGACACACAGGGGCCGGUCCCCAUCAAUGACACUAACACACAGUUUGUGGAGCAGACCAUUGCCAUCAUGAAGAACCUACUGGAUAACCAUGCUGAGGGCAGCUCAGAGCACCUUGGACAGGCCAGCAUAGAGACCAUGAUGCUCAACCUGGUCAGGUACGUGCGUGUCUUAGGCAACACGUUGCAUGCCAUCCAGAUGAAAACCAAGCUGUGCCAGCUGGUGGAGGUGAUGAUGGAGAGACGAGACGACCUGUCCUUCUGCCAGGAGAUGAAGUUCAGGAACAAGAUGGUGGAGUACCUGACAGACUGGGUGAUGGGCACCUCCAACCAGGCUGCUGAUGACGAUAUCAAGUGUCUGACCAGAGACCUGGACCAGGCCAGUAUGGAGGCGGUGGUGUCUUUGUUAGCUGGCCUGCCUCUUCAGCCAGAGGAGGGAGACGGGGUGGAGCUGAUGGAGGCCAAGUCCCAGCUCUUCCUCAAGUACUUUACCCUGUUCAUGAACCUGCUGAAUGACUGCAGUGAGGUGGAGGAUGAUGGCCAGCCGGUGGUUGGGAGGAAGAGGGGCAUGUCUCGACGCCUGGCCUCCCUCAGACACUGUACUGUCCUGGCCAUGUCCAACCUCCUCAACGCCAACGUGGACAGCGGACUCAUGCACUCUAUCGGUUUGGGCUACCAUAAGGACCUGCAGACACGGGCCACCUUCAUGGAGGUUCUGACUAAGAUCCUCCAGCAGGGGACAGAGUUUGACACUCUGGCAGAGACGGUGCUGGCAGACCGCUUUGAAAGGCUGGUGGAGCUGGUCACCAUGAUGGGAGACCAGGGAGAGCUGCCCAUCGCCAUGGCACUGGCCAAUGUGGUGCCAGGAUCCCAAUGGGACGAGCUGGCCCGUGUGUUGGUGACACUGUUUGACUCUCGCCACCUGCUGUAUCAGCUGCUGUGGAAUAUGUUCUCCAAGGAGGUAGAGCUGGCUGACUCCAUGCAGACUCUCUUCAGAGGCAACAGUCUGGCCAGUAAAAUCAUGACCUUCUGUUUCAAGGUUUACGGGGCGGCGUACCUACAGAAGCUCCUGGAGCCUCUACUUAAAGGGGUCGUCACCACCCCAGAGUGGCACAACAUCAGCUUUGAGGUGGACACAACCAGACUAGAACAGUCAGAGAACCUUGACGAGAACCAGCGGAACCUUCUUCAGAUCACAGACCGGUUCUUCCUGGCCAUUAUCAACUCCUCCAGCGAGUUCCCGCCACAGCUACGCAGUGUGUGUCACUGUCUCUACCAAGUGGUGAGCCAGCGUUUCCCCCAGAACAGUAUCGGGGCGGUGGGCAGUGCCAUGUUCCUGCGCUUCAUCAACCCUGCCAUCGUGUCACCCUACGAGGCAGGCAUCCUGGAUGAGAAGCCCCCACCCAGCAUAGAGAGAGGACUAAAGCUCAUGUCCAAGAUCCUCCAGAGCAUUGCCAACCACGUGUUGUUUACUAAAGAGGAGCACAUGAGGCCUUUUAACGACUUUGUGAAAAGCAACUUUGAUGCAGCCAGGUGGUUCUUCUUGGACAUAGCUUCUGACUCUCCUCCCAGUGACUCAGUCAACCACAGCCUGUCCUUCAUCAGUGAUGGCAACGUUCUGGCCCUCCAUAGGCUGCUGUGGAACAACCAGGAGAGGAUCGGACAGUACCUCUCCAGCAACAGGGACCACAAGGCAGUGGGCAGGCGACCGUUUGACAAGAUGGCCACCCUUCUGGCCUAUCUGGGGCCCCCCGAACACAAACCUGUUGCCGACACCCACUGGUCCAGCCUCAACCUGACCAGCUCCAAGUUUGAGGAGUUUAUGACCAGGCACCAGGUCCAUGAAAAAGACGAGUUUAAAGCCCUGAAGACCCUCAACAUCUUCUACCAGGCUGGAACCUCCAAGAAUGGCAACCCUGUCUUCUACUAUAUUGCUCGCAGGUUUAAGACAGGCCAGAUCAACGGAGAUCUUCUAAUCUACCAUGUGCUGCUUACCCUGAAGCCUUACUAUGCCAAGCCCUACGAUAUCAUAGUGGACCUGACCCACGUGGGUCCCAGCAACCGCUUCAAGACAGACUUCUUGUCCAAGUGGUUUGUGGUGUUCCCGGGCUUCGCAUACAAGAACGUGACGGCGGUCUACGUGUACAACUGCAACACAUGGGUGAGGGAGUACACCAAAUACCAUGAGAGGCUGCUAACAGGCCUGAAGGGCAGCAAGCGGGUGCAGUUCAUCGACUCGCCAGCACGGUUGGCGGAGCACGUAGAGGCAGAGCAGCAGAAACUCCCAGCGGCCACGCUGGCCCUGGAAGAGGACCUCAAGGUGUUCCACAACGCCCUCAAACUGGCCCACAAGGACACCAAGGUCUCCAUCAAGGUGGGCUCCACGGCCGUCCAGGUGACAUCAGCAGAGCGUACCCGUGUCCUGGGUCAGUCAGUGUUCCUCAAUGAUGUGUACUAUGCCUCUGAAAUCGAGGAGAUCUGCCUGGUGGACGAGACCCAGUUCACCCUGACCAUGGCCAACCAGGGCACACCCCUCACCUUCAUGCACCAGGAGUGUGAUGCCAUCGUCCAGUCCAUCAUCCACAUCAGGACGCGUUGGGAGCUCUCACAGCCAGACUCCAUCCCCCAGCACACCAAGAUCAGGCCUAAAGAUGUGCCGGGUACCCUGCUGAACCUCGCCCUGCUCAACCUGGGAAGCUCCGACCCCAGCCUCAGGUCUGCAGCCUACAACCUGCUGUGUGCCUUAACCUGCACCUUCAACCUGAAGAUCGAGGGCCAGCUGCUGGAGACCUCAGGCCUGUGUAUCCCUGCCAACAACACUCUCUUUAUAGUCUCCAUCAGCAAGACGCUAGCCGCCAACGAACCACACCUCACCCUGGAGUUCCUGGAGGAGUGCAUCUCCGGCUUCAGCAAGUCUAGUAUAGAGCUGAAGCACCUGUGUCUAGAGUACAUGACCCCCUGGCUGCUCAACCUGGUGAGGUUCUGUAAGCACAAUGACGACGCCAAGCGCCAGCGUGUCAGCGCCAUCUUGGAUAAGCUCAUCACCAUGACCAUCAACGAGAAGCAAAUGUACCCCUCUAUACAGGCCAAGAUCUGGGGCAGCCUCGGCCAGAUAACGGACCUGCUGGACGUGGUGUUGGACAGCUUCAUCAAGACCAGCGCUACAGGAGGCCUGGGCUCCAUCAAGGCUGAGGUCAUGGCUGACACGGCUGUGGCUCUGGCCUCAGGGAACGUCAAACUGGUCUCCAGCAAGGUGAUUGGUCGGAUGUGUAAGAUCAUCGAUAAGACGUGCCUGUCUCCCACGCCCACCCUGGAGCAGCACCUGAUGUGGGAUGACAUUGCCAUCCUGGCCCGUUACAUGCUGAUGUUGUCCUUCAACAACUCUCUGGACGUGGCCACUCACCUGCCCUACCUGUUCCACGUGGUCACUCUGCUGGUGGCCACCGGCCCCCUGUCCCUCCGCGCCUCCACACACGGCCUGGUCAUCAACAUAAUCCACUCUCUCUGCACCUGCUCCCAGCUCAACUUCAGAGAGGAGACCAAGCAGGUCCUGAGGCUGAGCCUGACAGAGUUCUCCCUGCCUAAGUUCUACCUGCUCUUUGGCAUCAGUAAGGUCAAGUCUGCUGCGGUCAUCGCCUUCCGCUCCAGCUACCGCGACCGCUCCUUCUCCCCCGGGUCCUACGAGAGGGAGACCUUCGCCCUCUCCUCCCUGGAGACAGUCACUGAGGCCCUGCUGGAGAUCAUGGAGGCGUGCAUGAGGGACAUCUCAGUGUGUAAGUGGCUGGACCAGUGGACCGAGCUGGCUCAGAAGUUUGCGUUCCAGUACAACCCGUCCCUGCAGCCCAGAGCCCUGGUGGUGUUUGGCUGCAUCAGUAAGAGAGUGACCCACAGCCAGAUCAAACAGAUCAUCAGGAUCCUCAGCAAGGCCAGCCCCCUGCUCAGCAUAGACCGGGGGCUGGAGAGCUGCUUAAAGGGACCUGAUAACUACAACAGCCAGGUGUUGAUUGAGGCCACAGUCAUCGCUCUGACUAAGCUGCAGCCCCUUCUCAACAAGGACUCCCCCAUGCACAAGGCUGUGUUCUGGGUGGCUGUGGCUGUGCUGCAGCUGGAUGAAGUCAACCUGUACUCUGCUGGGACGGCCCUGCUAGAGCAGAACCUACACACUCUGGACAGCCUGCGAGUUUUCAAUGACAAGAGUCCAGAGGAGGUGUUUAUGGAGAUCAGGCGUCCUCUGGAGUGGCAUUGUAAACAGAUGGACCACUUUGUGGGCCUCAACUUCAGCUCCAACUUCAACUUCGCACUGGUGGGACACCUGCUCAAAGGCUUCAGACACCCGUCCCCCACCACGGUGGCUCGGACAGUGCGUAUCCUCCACACGCUGCUGGCCCUGGUAGGAAAACACCUCAACUGUGACAAGUUUGAGGUCAACAGCCAAAGCGUGGCCUACCUGGCAGCCCUGCUCACAGUGUCAGAGGAGGUGCGUAGUCGCUGCAGUCUAAAACACAGGAAGUCUCUGUUGCUGUCUGAGAUGGGCAUGGAGAACGUUCCCAUGGAUACCUACUCUCUGCACCACACUGACCCCAGCUUCAGGACACUGAGAGAGUGCCAGCCAUGGGCGUCUCACAAGGUGUCAGAGCGCUAUCUGAAUGCCUACUACCCCACGGUGGGGCAGAUCAGCCCCCGUACACGCAAGUCCAUGAGCCUGGACAUGGGCCAGGCCUCCCAUGCCAACACCAAGAAGCUGCUGGACUACAGGAAGAGUUUUGAUCACUUGAUAUCAGACUCCAAAGCACCAAAGAGACCAGAGACUGAGUCUGGCGUCACCACCCCGCCUAAGGUGAGGUGUGUGACCGAGAACGCCUACGAGAUAGACAGCCAAAGAAUGGGCCACUCCCACCUCCGCAAGGUGUCUGUGACAGAGUCCAACGUCCUACUGGACGAGGAGGUGCUGACUGACCCCAAAGUCCAGGCCCUGCUUCUCACUGUGCUGGCCACCCAGGUCAAGUACACCACAGACGACUUUGACCAGAGGAUCCUGUACGAGUAUCUAGCUGAAGCUAGCGUCGUCUUCCCUAAGGUCUUUCCCGUCGUGCACAACCUGCUGGACUCUAAAAUCAACACGCUGCUGUCUAUGUGCCAGGAUACCAACUUGCUGAACCCAGUGCAUGGCAUCAUUCAGAGUGUAGUUUACCAUGAAGAGUCUCCUCCACAAUACCAACCGUCCUAUCUACAGAGCUUCGGCUUCAACGGACUUUGGAGGUUUGCCGGACCCUUCUCAAAGCAAACUCAGAUCCCAGACUACGCUGAGCUGAUUGUAAAGUUCCUGGAGGCCUUGAUUGACCGCUACCUGCCAGGUACAGAGGAGGAGAGGAGCGAGGAGCAGCUCCGUACCCCCACCUCGCCCUACCCCCCCGUCACCCAGAGCCAGCUCAGCAUCACCGCUAACCUCAACCUCUCCAACUCCAUGACCUCCCUGGCCACCUCGCAGCACUCCCCAGGCGUGGAUAAAGAGAAUGUGCAGCUCUCCCCCAGUGCGGCUCUCUCCACCAGUGGACGGACCCGCCAUGGUUCUGCCAGUCAGGUGCAGAAACAGCGCAGCGCAGGUAGCUUCAAGAGGCCUUGCGUCAAUAAGAUGGUAUGAGACAAAGAGAGUGAGAGAUGGAGAGAACAAUAGCCAUCCAAAGGCCCACCAUGCAACACAUCUUGCACUCCUCUUUUUACGAUGAAUGGUGAAGUCAACCUGAGGAUCAGUGUUGUAUUGGGGAAGUAGCUGCAUGUGUCCCUGUGUUAACCUUUGUUUGUCUUGCAUCUGGAGAGCCAUCGAGAGAUGGCUUCGGAUGGAUUAAGUUGUUAUUCACGGACAGAAAUGUGGUCCCGGUUUUAAAAAUGUAUUUUUAGCCAUUAAAAGGACCGAAACUGUCAAGGUGACUGAAAUAAGCUGUUGAAUUCUCAAUGAAUCCAGGUCCAUAUAUAAUGGUUUCAGUGUAAGAACUGGACAACAUAAUGUUUGGUGAGUGCUGCAUUAUGUGACAUAGGAAGAUGACUGGGUGAAUCAAUGUGGACGUCCAUGUUGAACCAUUAUGUGACAUAGGAAGAUGACUGGGUGAAUCAAUGUGGACGUCCAUGUUGAACCAUUAUGUGACAUAGGAAGAUGACUGGGCGAAUCAAUGUGGACGUCCAUGUUGAACCAUUAUGUGACAUAGGAAGAUGACUGGGUGAAUCAAUGUGGACGUCCAUGUUGAACCAUUAUGUGACAUAGGAAGAUGACUGGGCGAAUCAAUGUGGACGUCAAUGUUGAACCAUUAUGUGACAUAGGAAGAUGACUGGGCGAAUCAAUGUGGACGUCCAUGUUGAACCAUUAUGACAUCAUCAUGCCCAGGAGAGGAAAAAAUUAGGAUUUUGGACCUGUAUACUGAAGGACAGCCUCUUGCCUCCACUCCAACCCCACUACCGCCUUUACACAGCAAGGCUGCAGCAGCCAUUCACCACUUCCAUCUAUGCAGGGUAGCUCAAAUGACCAACCAACGGAUGGAUAGUCAUGCUGUUUGCAAAACCUUCAACCCACAGUCUUGAAACCUGGAUUUGGACACACAUUAUCAUUUAGAUUCUUCCCAGUUGUGUACAUAUGUAUGUAUAUAGAUGUACAGAAAGGAUAUACAUUAUAUAACUAGUCCAAAUAAUAAUAAUAGGGUUGUUUUAUCCAUGGUGUGCCUUCGUCAGGGUUUUCCAAUGUGAAUAAUUAUGUGUGGAAUAAAGUGAAGCCUUUCUUGGGGAAAAGAACAGGUACUAAUCAUCGACUAUUAUGUUGACUCUAGGUGAAUGCUCUGUAGCGCUGCUCUGUAGCGCUGCUCUGUAGCGCUGCUCUGUAGCGCUGCUCUGUAGCGCUGCUCUGUAGAUUAAAAAUUAAAUUAAAAAUAAAUGUAUGAUACAGAAUUGAUCAUUUUGAAGUUCUGGUUUGAUAAGAUGCCAAUAUGUUCUCCUGAUUUCCUGUUCACGCACAUGGGUGUCUCUUUCUCUGGUUGAAUGAAGUCUAUCUAUGAAUUUUAUCCUAUCGCCAAAUGAAAGGUAUUGAGGGAAAUGAGGGUGGCCAUUACUUUGUUGUCUAAAGGUUGUUGUUUCUCCUGUAAAGUACCAGACUCAUUCACUCCCUUCCCCUUCAUCCUAACCUUUCCAUUUGUGCAGAUCCAUAAUGUAGAAGCUAUAUGGUGGAAGUUAUAUACCCAUCUGCAUUCCAGACCCUUUGGAUCUGCAGACAUGGAGGGUUAGAGGCUUGGAACGGUGGCUACUUCAGUCAAUGGGACAGGACCUCAAUCCCAGACGCUCUUGCAGCAGAUGCAGGAACACUGCACGAAAGACUAGCUUGCACUAUGGGAAGGAGGAUUCUUUGUAUUUGGUUUCCCACAUGUUGUGUUGAAAUGUCAUUGUGACAAAUGAAUGUCCCCAUAUGGCACAGCAGCUUCCACAGCAUCAUCCUCUCAAAGGAAGGGGCCCAAUCCUUACUUGAGAUUUGUGCAUGCAAAUCUCCCAUAUAUAUCAAUGCAAGGUGCUUUAGAUGAAAGUGCCAGUUGGCUUUCUUCCCAGUUGGUUUACCUCUAAUACCUGAGUCUCUGUGUACCACUCCAGAAAGUCAUACCUGAGUCUCUGUGUACCACUCCAGAAAGUCAUACCUGAGACUGUGUACCACUCCGGAAGGUCAUACCUGAGUCCCUGUGUACCACUCCAGAAAGUCAUACCUGAGUCCCUGUGUACCACUUCAGAAAAGAUUGGACACAGUUAAAUAUGUGAGUGCGUACCAUUCUAAUUUAAGUUGUUGACCCAUACAUGUGGCCAAAUUGUUUCCAGUCCUUUCUGUGGAAUAGCUUUAGUUGUACUCCUGUUGUUUUUUUAUUUCAAAUUUCCCCUGAAUAUAUUUAUGAAGGAUGCAGGUGUGGUUUACCACCAUGGAAACCGUUUGAAUUGAACAAAGGAGUGAAUGAGGAAAGGAAACAAAAGGAAGAGACAGGACUUCAAGUGUUACUGACUAUUUGUAAAGGGAAAACUGAAAUAUAAACUACAUGACCAAAAGUAUGUGGACACGUGCUCGUUGAACAUCUCAUUCCAAAGUCAUGGGCAUUAAUAUGGAGUUCGUCUCCCCUUUGUUACUAUAACAGCCUCCACUCUUCUGGGAAGGCUUUCCACUAGAUGUUGGAACAUUGCUGUGGGGACUUGUUUCCAUUCAACCACAAGCGCAUUAGUGAGGUCGGGCACUGAUGUUGGGCAAUUAGGCCUGGCUCGCAGUCUGUUUCAAUUCAUCCCAAAGGUGUUCGAUGGGGUUGAGGUCAGGGCUCUGUGCAGGCCAGUCAAAUUGUUCCACAAUGAUUUUGACAAACCACGGGGAUAUUGUCAUUUUGGAACAAACUGUUGCCACAAAGUUGGAAGCACAGAAUUGUCUAGAAUGCCAUUGUAAGCUGUAGCGUUAAGAUUUCCCUUCACUGGAACUAAGGGGCCUAGCCCAAACCAUGAAAAACAGCCCCAGACCACUAUUCCUCCUCCACCAAACUUUACAAUUGACACAAUGCAUUCAGGCAGGUAGCGUUCUGCUGGCAUCCGCCAAACCCUUGUCUUUUGGACUGCCAGAUGGUGAAGCAUGAUUCAUCCCGCCAGAGAACACGUUUCCACUGCUCCAGAGUACAAUGCGGCAAGCUUUACACCAGUCCAGCCAACGCUUGGCAUUGUGCAUGGUGAUCUUAGGCUUAUGUGUGACUGCUCGGCCAUGGAAACCUAUUUCAUGAAGCUCCCAACAAAAACUUAUUGUGCUGAUGUUGCUUCCAGGGGCCGUUUGGAAUUCGGUAGGGAGUGUUGCAACCACGCUACACGCUUAAACACUCGGUGGCCCCGUUCUGUGAGCUUGUGUGGCCUACCACUUUGCGGCUGAGCUGUUGUUGCUCCUAGACAUUUCCACUUCACAAUAACAGCACUUACAGUUGACCGGGGCAACUCUAGCAGGACAGCAAUUUGACGAACUGACUUGUUGGAAAGGUGGCCUCCUAUGACGGUGCCACGUUGAAUGUUACUGAGCUCUUCAGUGAGGCCAUUCUGCCAAUGUUUGUCUAUGGAGAUUGUAUGGCUAUGCGCUCGAUUUUAUACACCUGUCAGCAACAUGCAAUUUACUCAAUUAAAUAUCAAGGUGUAUGUAUGUAUGUAUGUAUUGUUUUUGAAUCCCUGUGACCACUAAGAUUAGACAACUGUCUGGACAAAAUAGUUUGGGUGAAUUCAUCAACAGAGUAACUGUCAUAAGAACGUGUCAGUUUUGAAUAGCUGCCUUCAGGAUCUAGGAUGGCCACUUGGUGUCCAUCGGGAUGACAAGGACAUAUAUUGUGAGGAACCAUAGACUCUUAAAUGAGUGGUUGACAUGCUCUAUUCUGAUUCACAGUGAAGGGUUUUGUGGAGUUGAAUAUCCUCAACAUGUGGCAUGUUUUAUUGAUGUGCAACAUCUUUGUCUCUAGUGUUGGUGGAUGUUUUUUUAAAGCGGAAUGUUCAACUCUGUAAAAAAUUUCUGUACAAUUUUAGAAUGUUUAUUUCCUGCACUGUAAAUGCGUGAUAUUGUAUAAUACUGCUUUACAAAAAAGCUACAAGUUGCUGUAUAAUCUGUCAAAAAUACACCUAAUUAUUCCAGUGUUAGUAAUUAAAGUUUAGCUCAACUUAAAA
Molecule: messenger RNA, 12296 nt
Organism: Oncorhynchus kisutch (coho salmon)
Lineage: Eukaryota; Metazoa; Chordata; Actinopteri; Salmoniformes; Salmonidae
Product: neurofibromin
Exons: 54
Coding region: 1-8250 (2749 amino acids)
Biological process (GO): regulation of GTPase activity
Source: RefSeq, a predicted model, not a curated record